Messenger RNA from Daphnia carinata, 2470 nucleotides. RefSeq names its product transmembrane protein 214-like (gene Tmem214). Gene Ontology annotation, cellular component: Golgi apparatus; endoplasmic reticulum. The transcript is spliced from 6 exons. Lineage: Eukaryota; Metazoa; Arthropoda; Branchiopoda; Diplostraca; Daphniidae. The coding region runs from base 173 to 2278 and encodes 701 amino acids. The record is from RefSeq and is a predicted model, not a curated record.
AAAAAAUAUUCCCGUUUGAAAGGUAAGAAAAGGACUAAACUCGAGUCUCACUAGCUUUGACAGCUGCUGCAGACGAUCUUGUUCAGCUAACGCUCCAACUUAACCGGUUUCCGCAGAUUUUUGAUUGUUCUUUUUUCUCUUUGAAACAUUUCCCGUCUUGAAUCAAGAAAUCAUGUACGAUGAUGAACAUAAAAAUCCGGGUCAAUGGGAAGUGGUUGGUGGGAAAACAAGCAGCAAACCAAAGGGAAAAACUGCUUCAAGUAAAAUGAAUGGAGCUGGAACAAAAACUGGUGCUGCACCUAAACCAAUCAUCAAAGUAGAUGAACUAGUUACACCAUUGGACACAAAAUAUGCCUUAUUGGACCCACAACUACGAGCUAAGGCAAAGCAAGAUGCUUUGGGUGUUCCUGAUAAGCCUGCGUCGAAAAGUAAACCAAAAGCAGCCAGCACUACUGUCAAUAAAGAUGUUGUGAAGAAAAAACCAUCCAAAGAAGUUGUGAAGGAAAAGGUUCCCAAAUCUCUUCCUGAAGCUCUAAAACAAAUUAACACUGCAGAGUUAAACACAGCUAUGACGACAGUCAAAGCCCGCUUCAGUGGCUCGCGCUUGUUGUGGUUGAAAGAACUCGCCUCUUACUUGAACAACCACACAAGUACAGAGCUAGAUCCUGUUUUCUCGGGGAAGUCGCGCGACUAUCCUUCCAGCGUCCUGUCGUCAGAAUUAAAAACCCUGAUCACCUCAACAAUACAGUCGUGUGAUGAUGAGGCAUUGAGCGCCUUCUUUGACCAAAGCCUCAUCACGAUGCCAAGUGACAUGAACAGAGGUGUGUCGGUAUCCGGUACAAAAAUAGUCUUGCAGCUUCUAAGUUUCCACAGGCCUACCGUAGUCCUGGCACAUCUCGCUCAUGCCAACGAGUUCCUUGCAGCCAAUGAAAGCAAUAGAGCUGUUACGCUCUCAAUCCUUUGGGUCCUGGCACAAUCGUCGUUCAAGGAUAGUCGAGUUGGAAUUCAAGUUUGGAUGGAAACCAUGCUCCCAUUGAUCAGCACGAAAAACUAUUGUGCUUACGUGGCGCAGAAUGCGGAAUACUUGGCGUCAAAAACAUCCAGCAUGAAGUCAUUAGCAAAUUCACUCACUGUGGCCGACUAUUUCAAGUUAGUCGAGCAGCUUCAGCAAGGAACAGUUCCUACAACGGCCCGCAAUGAAGUGGCUAAAUUAGUCCAGUCUCUUUCUCAACCAAUGAUAUCAGCUCAUGCGUCUAAGAUGUUUAUGCAAUAUCUACGAAAAUUGGUAUCAGACCCAUCUGGCCGGCCUGAUAUGUGCAAGAAAAUGGUCAGCUGCCUACGUGCUGAUGCCCAUUCAUACGAAUCUUGGCGCAAAGAGUACCGUUCCAACUUACUUUCUUCCAGUUGUUUCCUGCAGUGGGUCGCUGAUAAUGAACAAAUGUUUGCACGUGAAUCUCAAGAUUUCCAAGCAACGCUUAGUCACUUCCAGACCAUCAACAGCACUUAUCCCCCAACGGGCAAACCCCAACAGGGUCUCAAUGGCUGCAUUCAACUCUGUGAAUAUUUGAUGGGAAGCAAAAAGAACAAGAAAAAGCCGACCAGAUCGGGGUCGAAGCUGAAGUACCUCAACUACAUGAUGUUGAUUGCGUUGGCCUACUUGGUGUACUACGAUACACGCGUGUACGGCGAUGGCCAGUUUGUCAAUAGCCGUCUGGGGAAAGCUGCUGAACGUUCUGGCAUUACAGCCAAAGUGUUGGAACUUCAUCAGCUCGCGCAGCCUUAUUUAGCCGAAGCGGAAGAUCGUUUCGUCCUACUCAGAGAUGUGGUCUAUCGCAAAACAGGAGAAAUUCACCAACGUGCCGAGCCUUAUUUAGCUCAAGUCGGCGAUGGGAUGAUCCAAUUGAAGAAUGCAGUCUAUCGUAAAGGAGAAGAACUCUAUCCAGGCAUUUGGAGCGCAGCGGAUGAGAAAUAUCAAGCCCUUGUUUUGGUGACGAAAGAAAAAGCUGCUCUUGGUUAUGCGAUGGCCAUGGAAUACACCGAACUCGGAAUGGAAGCUGGUGCUCAAUAUUGGGAGAAAUUCGUCGAAUGGAGUGCCGUUUACCGUCAGCAAUUAGCCGAGCAAACUGUAAAGGUUAUUGAACUGACUGGAGGCUACGUUCAAUGCGCGCGUAAGACGAUUGCAGAGUUUAUGGAGAAAGAACAAGUUCAACAUGCCCUCAAGUACUCGUACGACAUGUAUCAUAAAGCCCUUCACGCUGUCGGCUUGUGUUCUCAUUAACUUUCCAUGUCGGUUGGUCUUUUCAAAAUUGAUUCUUUUGUUUUCGGUUCUGAACAUUUAAGUCCUUAGUUGUGAAAUGUCACUUCAGGGAACAAUGAUUUUUUUUUUUUUAAGAAAAGAAAUUAUCCGUUCGGCAAACAACGUCCAACAUUUGACAGAUUAUGAAAGCGGAAUACAUAUGAUGGGGUGGAA